AUGGUAGUAUAUCAGAACAGCAAAGGAAGGAAGGAAGAGAGGGGGGAAAAAGAGGCGGAAGGAGAGCGGUCGGUCGACGGAGGGAGGCGACAAUUGGCGGAGAGGGCGGCAGUUGGACGGGGUCGUGAGAAUGAGCAGCAGGCGGAGGGUGGUACUCAACGGAGGUCAUUAAGAGAGGCAUUGAGCAUGGUUAUGGAAUGUGCUAUAAAAGAAGGGGGUUUUAGGGGGAUUCAAUUGCCUAACAUGGGUCCUCUUAUUUCCCAUUUUUGUUAUGCGGAUGACGUGAUCUUUCUUUGGGAAUGGGACGAAGAAAAUGUGAAAAAUUUUAAUCGGAUUCUUAGAUGUUUUUCUUUGAGUUCGGGUCUUAAGAUAAAUUUGGCUAAAAGUAGUGUUGUUGGGGUUGGGGUGAAGGAAGAUGAGGUUUUGAAUUUGGCUACCAUCCUUAAGUGUAAGUCGGGAAGGUUGCCUUUUAUGUAUCUUGGAGUGCCCAUCGAAGAAAAUAUGAAAAUGGUUAAACCAUGGAGACCAGUGAUAAAGAUGAUUAAAAGCAUUAGAGGAGAUUUCGUGUGGGGAAAGAACAGGGGUAAUUGCAAGAUCAGGUGGGUGGCUUGGAAAAAAGUCAUUGCUCCUAAAGCUAUGGGUGGUGUGGAUAUCGGCGGUUUGCGGGAAUCAAAUCUAGCUCGUCUCUCUAAAUGGAGGUGGAAAUUUUCAGGAGAACAAGGAUGA
Helianthus annuus (common sunflower) is the source of this 726-nucleotide messenger RNA. RefSeq lists its product as uncharacterized. The record is from RefSeq and is a predicted model, not a curated record. The coding region runs from base 1 to 726 and encodes 241 amino acids. The transcript is spliced from 4 exons. NCBI's taxonomy places the organism in Eukaryota, Viridiplantae, Streptophyta, Magnoliopsida, Asterales, Asteraceae.